Molecule: messenger RNA, 2168 nt
Organism: Dermacentor silvarum
Lineage: Eukaryota; Metazoa; Arthropoda; Arachnida; Ixodida; Ixodidae
Exons: 3
Coding region: 260-2047 (595 amino acids)
Source: RefSeq, a predicted model, not a curated record
UAACGCGAGGGCGGUAAGGGCCGCAAAAGAGUACAAAGGUGUUCUUUGGCACAAUGUUACUGAAACCGCAUUUCUGCUUUUUUAUUGAUCGAACUUAGCAGGAUACUGCACAGAACAGCUGUGAGGAAUUCAGUCACAUCAGCCCAUGGAACGUAUCCAUGGAGGAAGGAAUGCUCAUACCACAGAACACCUAAUAGCGACGGUUCACUUACGUUAGCUUUGAAGCCGACUGUUCUGCAUUGAAUUUUUUACUUGCAGGAUGGCUGAAAACCCCUUUGUUGCGUCUCAAGGGACUGGCUCUGGGCAUCUCUUGGAAUAUUCCAGAGGCUUUGACGAGAUUGAAAGUGCAGACAUCAACAUGCAAUUUGUUGGAACCUGUUCAAAGGUCAACUUGACCUGCUUAUUCCAGUGUACCUAUCAAGUUCUCAAAGCGAACAGUCCUGCCAGUGAUCUCCCUGUGGUUGUGGGCCUCAACAAACAGCCUCAGGAUGUUGUAGUAUUCUGCCAGGAGAAUGCAUACAGCAUUGUGUCUGAAAUUGGAGCAGCUAUUGACAAGUGCUUACUGCAGGCACUUGGAAAAGACAUUAAUGCCGCUGGCCUGUAUGGUUUGGCCUUUGUUAGAUGUGGAGAAUUUGAGGAUGCUGCAUUUAUAACUUUUGUGAAGAACAACCAGCUAGUCAUAAAAUACCUUGUUUCUUUCAAGCAAGGUAUGGCUUCGAGCUUUGCUGAUGUACUAAAUAUCAAGUUGCACAAGUUGGGCGUAUCCGAUUCCUGUAGACUGGUAGCAGCAACUGUUGAUAGAGAUUGCUUUCAUAUGGAGGAGAUCGAGGCCUUAUUAAGUGCAAAAAAGGACCGCACUAAUGCACUCCUCGAGUUUCACUGUGUCAUUUACAAGUUAGAAUCUGUACUGGGUCACGCACUACAGAAGUCGAUGCUGGAAGACCCUCAAGUAGCCAUUAUAGCCAAUCUGUGCAACAUGCUGAAGAACCUGGCUCUAGCUGAUGACCUCAACCUUGGAGAUGCGAUGUUUCAAGGCCCAGAGUCAUCUACGAGCACGUUUUUUAAUUACAAGACCCUGGUUACGCUGCACAAUCACUGGUUGGACAUUGUGACCAAACUGAAUAAAGUUUUGGUGGACUCGCUCGUGGAAGACGACCGUCAGGUGAUCUCUUUCAUUCUGGCAACCCUCAAGUCGACGACAUUCAUAGUGAACCUGGCGUUUUACAUCGAGCUCUUCCGAAGCCUACACGAGUGGACAAGCCGGGUGGUGGUGCUGGGCAUCCCUGCUUACCAGGUGCUCAACGAGUUGCAGGGUGCCUCGAGCACGCUCCGCCACCACACAGCUACAGGUGGCGUUCGCGUCGAGGAACUGCUUGAGGAACUGCGACAAAGCUGCGGCCGCUAUCGCGGUGUCGACAUUAGCUGCGAUUUGGAUGAGGCAUUGUUCACGGCCACUAUGAACAAGGUGUGCAGCCUCAUGGCCGAGAUCCUAGAUGACAUUGUGCGCCAGACCAGCCCAUCGAUCAGCAAGUUCAGCAUUCUGGACCCUAAGGUGUGGCCGGUGGACCCGUGUCAGCUAGACGACUUCGGAUUCGACUCAAUAAAAGUGCUGGCGCGAGAGUAUCGCUACUCGCUGCUGGAUAACAUCGACGUGUUCCAAGAAUGGGGAUCGUACAAGCGGACGGUGCAUAAUUCGUUUGUGACGCAACUGAGAGACAACUUCGACGCCCUGGCCGUCAGGAUGGUGUCCUCUUUCAAAAGCUUGUACCCCGGCAUUGUGACGCUUCUGAGCGCGGUGACGCUGCUAUGUCCUGCAUCUAAGGCCCUUCAAAAGUGCACCCAGCUCCUGUUGGAAGGCGAGCAGAGUGAAGAAGUGCGUAACAUUCAGAUCAACGGUCCACCCGUGGGGUCAUGGUCAGCGGCUGCAGCGCUGUCGUUUUUGUUGCAAGAACGCUGUGUUGAACAGACUGCCCAGUUUUCUGACAAAGCUUGUGACCUCGUGCUGCCUCUAGAAGCUGUUAGAAGCUUAUUUGUGAACACCGUUUAGUAAUAGUUUAGUUUUGUAAACACUGUUCAGUUUUGUGGACUGAGGUAUCUUAGCAACUGGGAGCAGUGUGUAAUUGAUCUCACGUCUCUGUUAUAUUUCUGGUGAUGGUUCUGGACAGCCG